AUGAUAGCGAGAUUCAACCAGAAAAUGGAAGAGAAUCCGCGCAUGAGGUUGUUUGCAUUGAGGCAGAAAGGUUCAGUAGCUGAUUACGUGAAUGAGUUUGAAGAACUCACGACGAUUGUUACAGGAGUUGAGGAAGAGAAUUUGGAGAAUGUCUUUUACCUGGGAUUGAAGCCAGAGAUGCAUGAAGUAGUGAAAAUGCAGAAACCUCGAGGAUUAUCAGCACUAUUCAGUACUGUGAUAUCAAUGGAGGAUAGUAUUUUCUGCAAAUCAAUGGCAGAAGCAGCAAAUCCUUUCAGAAGAAGCGGGUUCCUUUGCGUUCUGCUUCCCAAUAUAAUACACAAAGGAAUUGGAGCACAAGUUCGAGUUCAGAGAGCCCUAAACCAUCAACACAGACCAGUGUACAAGCUGAACCGAGCAAAAGCCAGAGCCAGAACGCAAAGCCACCGUGGAAAACAAAUGGAGGAAGAAAUUACAGUGGGGUGCUGA
Molecule: messenger RNA, 486 nt
Organism: Microthlaspi erraticum
Lineage: Eukaryota; Viridiplantae; Streptophyta; Magnoliopsida; Brassicales; Brassicaceae
Source: the annotation of a GenBank genome assembly